CAGACCCGGAUCGGCUCGACCGGGUCUAACGCGUGCCGCGCGCGCCGUGUGCUGGCCUGCCGAAUCCCGCCCGGAAGAACGCGCGGGCCUCCGUCUCAAAAUACUAUGCGGAGCAGCGCACACGUUUGCGAGCAGCCAAACACAGUUAUUUUGCCAAGAUGCCUCGGGUAAGAAGACAGGUAAUCCUGGAGGAACCGGCCAGGCCUGUUACGCCGGACAUAACAGAAACAAAAUUAUUGAAGUCCGAGUUGCUGGAGGAGGGAUCCCUGGACGAGGUUCAGCCACAAAAAGUGGCGGAGGAGACCCCGAGUCCUCAUUUACAAGAUCAUCAGUAUGGACAGACGCCUUGUUACCAGAUAACGAGGAAGCCCACACAGCCAAUGGUGCGAACCGAGAUAUUGUCUCACACGGUAAAAAGAAGACUGAAUCUGGAGGUGGCGACCACUGGUUCCGGCCAGUCCACCUUCAAGGCACCGAGAGGUAAACGCAGGAGGUCCGGCUCGAGCUCCCUCGCUGGUCACACGCCGACCAAAACUAAAACGGUAGAGAGGACGCGCUACGACACGUCGUUGAGCUUGCUCACGAAAAAAUUCAUCCACCUGGUAGAGAGCAGCCAGGAUGGCGUGGUGGAUUUGAAUGUAGCGUCUGAAAAGCUGGAGGUACAAAAACGUCGUAUAUACGACAUUACUAAUGUUUUAGAGGGCAUUGGUAUCUUAGAGAAGAAAAGUAAAAACAAUAUCCAGUGGAAGGGCGGCCAGUUACCGAACAAUCGGAACGAUAUCGCCAAUCUCAGGAAGGAGGUCGCGGACUUAGAAGCUAAGGAGAACACCCUGGAUCGAUUGAUUCACGGUGCUGACAAAAACCUGCGCGAGCUCUGCGCCGACAGACAAUACGCUUAUGUAACGUAUCACGAUUUACGAUCGGUCCCGAUGUACAAAGACCAAGCUAUCAUGGCUGUGAAAGCCCCGCCAGAGGCUACCCUCCAUGUCCCGCAACCUGUCAAUAACCUUGGCCAGCAAAAACUUCAGAUGCAUAUGAGGUCGGAACACGGGGAGAUAGAGGUGUUCCUGUGCCCGGAUGAUCCCGCGGUGAAAACGUCGCCGUGUCACGGAUACGCGACGACGCAAAUUGUGCCUCAAUCAAAAGAGCCCGAUAUACCUUGCUUGCCUCCCGAACUCUUGGUCAAUAGAGAUAGCGACGUGCGAGUCGAGCCGUUACCCUCGUCCUCCGACGAGGAUAUCAAUGCCCGUCUCUGUACUCCCGUAAUUACCAGUAUAACAAGCAUGAAGGAUGCGUUCUUAUGUGAAUCCGAUGAUUAUGGACCAAUGGGUGGCGGCAAGUUCCAACUUCAAACAGAGGACCAAAUCAGCACUUCAGAUCUGAGUAUUCUCGAUUUUGGGGAACAACUGCUGACUUUGGAACCGCCUCUCUCCGAGAACGACUACUCGUUCUCGUUAGGCACUGAGGAGGGUCUUUCGGAUCUCUUCGAUUUCAAAUUCUAGGAAUAUUAUCGCUAUUGUAAGAACGUUCUUGUCUUUUUCGACUAUCAUCCGAACUUGCGCCUUCGCGUUAUACAAUGAUGAUACAUACACGGUGGUUGGCAAUUUCGUUCCGCGCGUCAGUCCUCGGAAUCGCGUGUAGACAGAAUUGUUUUUUUAUUUAUUUGCCGUUUCUCCGAAAGAACGUUCCCCCCCGAGCUGAAAGUUCAUUUUCGCGCUUCACGCGUACGUUUAAUAAUAUUUUUAAACGAUAACAAGACGAUUAUGCGGCACACAUGACGCAUCCAUACUUUCGCUCUCGAUUAAUGAUGGAUUGUAAAUACGAAUUACGUGGAAUGGAUUACGUUAUUAAAGUAAAAAUAAUUUUAAUAGAGAGAGAGAGAGCUGGUCCGUUGUUACCUAUUAUAAAAAUUACGGACGUGUGUGUACCGAUUUUUGUCCGCGCGGGAAUAUUUUAACACUUUUCGCAAUUUCCCUCGCGUUAUACGUGUAUUUCAUUUUGGAGUGUCGCAUUUCACCGUCUUUUUUUAAAAUUUCUCCUUAUCGGAUCGCGAAUUCUAAGAUGAAGCGAGGAAGCUGGACCGCGAAGCACAGGAGAAACAUAUCACGAAAUUGUUAACACGUGCUUCCGGCUUGAUACGACGUCGAUGUCUGCGACGGUUACGUUCGCGGAAUGGAUUGCGCAAAGAUUUUCAACAGCGAGAGAUGACGAUGACGAUGAGCGAAGGCGCCUUUUUUGUGCAAUCUGUAAUAAUAUUGUAAAUUGAGAUAAGAAGUAGAGGGAGAGCGACGACGUACUCGGGAUUUUAGAGAGAGGAGAGACUGUACUUGUCGGACAACGACCCGAUUUUGCAUUUUGCAUAACUGUUUAACUCGGGAAAUCAAUCGAGACGGAUCAGAGACGAGCGCGCAUAGCGAGGUGCUGCCGAUGAGUUGCUUGCGUGUGUGUGUGUGUGUGUGCGUGCGUGCAUGUGUGUGAGACGGAUGAUGUACAAUAGUCUUAUUAUCUUUUUGUAAUUCCAAUCGAUCGGUCGGAUUUUCGGCGCGACGGACUCGCGCGAGUUUCCCGUUCCAAGUAUAUGCACUGUAUCGGCUCCUCGUUGUCCGAUGGGAGGAUUGCAUGCGACAACCGAUGAUUCUGCUAGCUAGGGUCGAUCAACCUUCUUUUUACCGUCGUUGAGGAUAUCGCGAUGGGGAUGCGAGCGUACGAGAGCGAGAGGGACCUCGGGCUGUCGCGUCGCGCUCGAGCGUGCUCGUAUACAAUUCCAUACCGAUUCCAUAACGAUCAUCAUCGUUUUGAGAUCCGUUCAGAGCACAGUGCUAUUCUGGACCUGAUCACACGGGGGGGUUUUUUCAGGGGGCGGUCCCUCGCGCUGGACGAACACUCGAUUCUCACCGAGAGGGAUUCCACGCGUUCCUCUCUCGCUCGAGUGUACGCCGGGGAAACUGUCCCGCUUGAAAGCCCCUCGAAGGAUGUACCCUAACGCACGACUUAGUGUACGUCCAAAGCCAUAGUGCCUACAAAGUAACGAUCAUACCCUUCUGCAAUUGUAAAUACUUUACAAAUAUAAUUGUACGGAUGUGAGCACGCAGGCACACGUGUAUUGUAUCGCGUGGGGGAGAACGUGUCGACUCAAAAAAAAAAGAAAAACGGACGGACAUGCUGCGAACAUCUCGUUACGUGUAAUUAUUACCGUUUAAAAAUUACCGAUUAGUUUAUUACUCUUAACGAUCUUAUUGAUAAUUAUCAUUAAUUAUCGUCAGUACGUUGAACGAGACCAGACGUUAGUUUGUAAUUUUCCUUUCUAUGUGUAACGUACAUGUAAUACGUAUUUACAUUUGUAGCGAACGAACGUUAUGCAGGAUUCACGCGAAUUUAUCGCGCGUAAGUCGAGCACUCGGCUUCGGUAGAACGGUGUCGGGCAUCAACUGAGGUCAAUAAUCGGUACCAGUACGCGAUACGGUCUCUUCACGGUUCGAAACUGUAUUUCAAGAAUCGAGGAGCAUGCACGGAUUUAUAUAUUGUGGACUUGAUGAUGAUGCCGAGUGCUGGCUCUGAGUACUGAUCUCGGUAUGUACAUUCACGGAGUAAUCUCACACGUGAGAGUAUCUCGGACGACAGUUUUUCAGUUGACCAUCCGGCAAUCCUACAGAUUGUUACUUUGCACAAUGUUCGCCGCGGACUCCCGUUCGUGACGGUCGGGAGGAAUUGUAUUAAUCUUGUUUUCGUUUUAGAAUUAUAUAACUAGCCGCCGUCGAGUGCUUUUUUUCAUAUGCCACGAGAAGGGAGAGCGAGCGAGCGAGCGAGUGUGCGUGUCGAGUGCGUUAAUGCGAAAGAGAACGAGAGAGAGGUAUGUGUGUCGUGUGCGUACGCGUGUGAGAGCGAGAGGAGGAUCCUCAUCUCGCGAGUCGCGUGAGCGGUGUAAAUUUUGCGACAGCCGGUGUUGUGCGUCCCUAUACGCGCACGCGCGCUUCUUUCGAUCGGCAUGCUCGAGAGACUGUUCGGAAUCGGUGAGGGAGAGAAGCAAGAAUUAAAUGCUGAUCGAUGAGGGAGAGAGAGAGAGAGAAAAGAGGAGGGAAUCGAGUGAUGUAUCGUGUUACGACGAACGCAUUUGGGAUCCGGUCCGCUAAAAAGAACACCGCAGAGAAGAAAGUUACGAAAUAUAAUACCUUAUGUAACACCGUAUAGAGUAGUGCAUCAUUGUUCCUUAUACUUGUCCCGUGUUAGUCGUAAUUUACCUAGACGAAUACAGCCGUGUCACGUGAUGA
Molecule: messenger RNA, 4268 nt
Organism: Ooceraea biroi (clonal raider ant)
Lineage: Eukaryota; Metazoa; Arthropoda; Insecta; Hymenoptera; Formicidae
Product: E2F transcription factor 1
Biological process (GO): regulation of transcription by RNA polymerase II
Cellular component (GO): RNA polymerase II transcription regulator complex
Molecular function (GO): DNA-binding transcription factor activity, RNA polymerase II-specific; protein dimerization activity; RNA polymerase II cis-regulatory region sequence-specific DNA binding
Source: RefSeq, a predicted model, not a curated record